CAGGAGGAGCACGUCGUCUGGAAAACACCGCCAACCAGAGUGGCCUGUCCCCCAUUUUUCUAGCUACUUCUGCCAACGUAAAGGUGGCUUAUUUAUUUAGCGCCCCGCAGGGCCUGCCUGUUUCUUUCUGCCGUGGUCACGGCCUGGUUCCUUGACAUCCGCCUCCCCUCAGGAGGGAGGAACUUGCAGCAACGAGAGAGAAGAAAUUGCGGCGUUUUUUCUCCCGCGGGCGGAAAGGGCGGGAAGCGCCUCCCGCCUUGCUCAGCUCAGCCCCACCGAAGCAGCUGCUCUCCCUCCCCUCGCUCCCCAUUCAUGCUCUCCCGGAGGGGGCUGUCCUCCUCCUGCCAACUCCGCGGGAAGAUUUCCCCCUCUCUUAAAACGUGGCGGAAAUGUCCCGUGCCAAGUCCCUGCUGCAGCUCGUCUGGGCUUGCUCCAUGCUGAUAGUUCGCUCCAGCUUGGCUGAAGAGGAGCUCGCCGCUUUGACGCGCGACCAAGUGCCCUACUUUUGGAAAAAAGGGAUAUUUAUUAUCCAAAGUGAUUCCCUCAACACAUGUGUUAAAGCUGAGACAUCGAAGCUCAUCCUUGAAGACUGCACUCGGCUUUCGAAAUACAUGUUAUGGAAAUGGGGUUCUAAACAGCAUCUUUUCAACAUCGGCCGAAGCACUUGUCUAGGACUCAAUAUCAGCAACCAAGAGCAGCCACUGCUCAUGGCUGAAUGCAAUUCAGCUCAGCACUCACUGUGGUGGAGCUGCCUUGGAAAAGGGUUGAUUGGUGCAUCGCAGUACAAAUUAGCACUUGAGGGUGGCAAAUUUGUUGUGGCAAAAAAAAAUUCAGCAUAUGGAUGGAAACAAUUCCUGUCUCUUGAUGGGGAUCUUUGUGAACAUGCAUUCAAAGAGACAUAUACCCUGUUGGGAAAUUCCCAUGGCUCGCCUUGUGUUUUUCCAUUUAAAUACAACAAUCAAUGGCACUAUGAGUGCAUCAGAGAUUCCAGAGAAGAUGACUAUCCCUGGUGUGCCACAACAAGUCAGUAUGAGCAAGAUGAAAAAUGGGGACUUUGCCCAAAUUCUGAGACUGGCUGUGACAUUUUUUGGGAGAUGAACGCAGACACUCAGAUCUGUUACCAAUUCAAUCUUCUUUCUGUUCUCUCUUGGAAUGAGGCACGUGUUGCAUGUCAGAAUCAAGGAGCAGAUUUGCUAAGCAUCACAGAUAUGGCAGAACAGAAGUAUAUUAGUGGUCCACGUGAACAGGUGGGCACAAAGGAAGUUCUGAUGUGGACAGGUUUAAAUCAGCUGGAUGGAGCCGCUGGCUGGCAAUGGUCAGAUGGAGCACCCUUGGCAUUUGUGAACUGGCGAUCAGAUCCUUCUGACAGCUCUCUUGGGCAACAUCGCUGCAAAGUGUUUAACUCAAAAAUACAGCAGGACUGGCAAAGUUACCCAUGUGAAUCUGGAUUACCAUAUGUAUGCAAAAAAUAUUUAAAUGCUACUGAACACGAAGCAUUUGAUUCGUGGAAAUUUUAUCCUACCGACUGUGACUAUAAUUGGUAUCCAUAUAAUCGUUACUGCUAUAAACUUUAUAAAGAAGGAAAAAACUGGAAUGAAGCUUUGCUUUCCUGCCAGGAUGAUAAUAGCACACUCAUUAGCAUAACCUCUUUGGCUGAUACAGAGAUGCUCAUUAAUCUUCUUGAAUAUGAAAAUAUGACAGAAACUUGGCUUGGACUGAGCAGUCAUAAGACCCCAGUUGAGUUUGAAUGGUCUGAUGGAUCUCCAGUAACCUUCACUUACUGGCACAAACAAGAGCCAAAUGUCCAUCAGGGGGGAAAUCAACUUUGUGUUUCAGCUGAGCAAUAUGAGGGACGCUGGAAAGUUAAAAGUUGUAAAGACAUAUAUUUUUAUAUUUGUAAAAGAGCAGGAACUGUUGGAAAUCUCAUUUCAGAGGAAGAAUCAGGCUGCCCAGAAGGAUGGGAAAGGCACGGUGGAUAUUGCUACCAUGUGGACAAAACUCCUCGAAGCUUUGAACACUCCUCCAGUGGCUAUUACUGUCCUUUACUUGCAACAAUAAUGAACAGGUUUGAACAGGCUUUUCUCAACAGUAUGAUUCACAACAUGGAGAAAACGGAUAACCUUUAUUUUUGGAUAGCACUGCAAGACCUCAACAAUACAGGAGAAUACACUUGGCUAAAUAAAGAUGGGAAGCCUCAUCGUCUGACCUAUACAAACUGGGGAAAAUAUCAACCUAGGCAUUCUGGAGGGUGUGUUGUUAUGCAACGACAGAAGGGACCUCUUGGUGUUUGGGAAGUGAAAAACUGUACAAGCUUCAAGGCUAUGUCACUGUGUAAGCAAAAAGCUAAAUACCAAAGAGAAAAUGACCCUAAUGAAGGAUCACAUUUUGAGAAGACUUUUAAUUCUUGCAUGUUUGGAUGGGAAUUGGACCACAAUCUGCUCAGCUGUUAUAAGGUAUUUCACAGUGAAAAAGUACUGAUGAAAAGGGCUUGGGAUGAAGCCGAAGCAUUGUGUCAAGAUUUUGGAGCACAUCUUGCUAGUUUUACACAUGCCUUUGAAGAGGAUUUCUUGAGCAAACUUUUGAACACCAUGUUUCAUGUUGAUGAAGAAAGACAGUUCUGGAUUGGACUCAACAAAAGGAACCCAUUAACUGGAGGAUCCUGGGAGUGGUCUGAUGGAACGCCUGUUGCAUCUGCUUUUUUAGAAAACAAUUACAUUGAAGAUAAUGUGAGGAGCUGUGCUGCGUAUGCAGUUAAUGGAACAGUCUUGCCGCUACACUGCAGUUCUGAGCGUGAAUGGAUAUGCAAAAUACCGAAAGGUGUGAAACCAAGGAUUCCGCAGUGGUAUAUACAUGAGCCAUCGUGGUUUUAUUAUCAAGGAGCAGAGUACCUUUUUUAUGACAGCGCCUCAGAGUGGUCCACUUUUCAGUUUGUUUGUGGCUGGCUCCGUGGUAAUAUAGCAACAAUACAUUCUUCCAACGAACAGGAAUUUAUCCACAACAGAAUAAAAAAGGUAUCAAAAAUGAACAAUGAUUGGUGGAUUGCACUACAUUCAGAAAUAGCUACUGAAGGAUUUCGAUGGGCAGACGGCUCACCAUUAUUAUACCAAAACUGGGAAGGAGGUGAAGAAAGACCUAUGAAUGCGGAAGGAGAGAAAUGUGGUUUUAUUUCUUCCCAAACAGGGUUGUGGGGAUUUGCAAGCUGUACCAAUUCUCUACCUUGUAUCUGCAAACGUAAAAAGAUAUGGACUAUUGAGAGAGAAAUACCCAAAGAGCAGCCUAAUCAAGGAGUGUGCCCAAAAGGAUGGCUUUAUUUUGCAUUCAAGUGCUUUCUGGUGCAGAUUCCAAAGGACCCAGGCCUCCUGAAGAGCUGGAAUUCUGCACAAGCAUUCUGCAGUCACUAUGAUGCAUCGCUUGCUUCAAUUGAAAAUGAAGUUGAACAAGCUUUCAUAACAAUGAAUCUGUUUGGGCAUAAAUCAAAUGUCUGGAUUGGCCUGCAGAGUACUGAUUACGAAAGAUGGGCCAAUGGGAAAGAGGUGGAAUAUUCCAACUGGUAUCCAGCAGAAGCAGUGCAGGCAAGUAAUCACCAUGAUCACAGUACUGAAAUCCAAGAAAAAGCUCCGCUAUGUGCUUCCAUAUUAAAUAAACCUAGCUUCAGUUUAAUGGGAAAAUGGCACCUAGAAAACUGUGGAAAAAGUAAUGGGUUUAUCUGCCAAAAGGCUCAAGAUAUGUCUAGAAAUGUCAUACACUCUUCUGUGAUGUACCCAGUACCAAAUACUUUAGAGUAUGCAAACAAGACAUAUACAUUAAUCCGUGGGAAUAUGACUUGGUACAUGGCUUUAAAAACCUGCAAGGAAAAUGGGGCUGAAUUGGUCAGCAUUUCAGACCACUAUCACCAAGCCUUCCUCACUGUAAUUGUAAAUCGACUGGGCUUUGCCCAUUGGAUUGGAUUAUUCACUUCAGAUAACGGCCUUAAUUUUGAAUGGUCAGAUGGUACCAAGCCUCCGCAUACUUUCUGGAGAGAUGAGGAAUCACAGACCUCUGGAAGCUGUGUCUACAUUGAUAUUGACGGACGCUGGAGGAGCACUGACUGUGAGAGACUUCUGAAUGGGGCAGUUUGCCAUAUUCCACCCCAGGAGAAGCCAACUGAAUAUAAGGGACUGUGUGAUGAAAAACCUGUCCCUUGGAUAAAAUUUGAAAGGAGCUGCUACAGCUUUUCCACAGUUUUAGAGAACUCAGACUUUGAUGAAGCAUUUGAAUUCUGCAAAAAGCAAGGUUCUAAUCUUCUAACUAUUGAAGAUGAACAUGAAAAUGCUUUUCUUCUGGAAGAAUUGCAUUCUUCUGGGCCUUCAGUUGAAACAAUUUGGCUGAAUAUCCAGUUUGUUACUGAGAGUAAGUAA
Messenger RNA from Podarcis raffonei (Aeolian wall lizard), 4397 nucleotides. It is a transcript of the gene PLA2R1, whose product is annotated as phospholipase A2 receptor 1. Lineage: Eukaryota; Metazoa; Chordata; Lepidosauria; Squamata; Lacertidae. Bases 390 to 4397 code for a protein of 1335 amino acids. The transcript is spliced from 27 exons. The record is from RefSeq and is a predicted model, not a curated record. Gene Ontology annotation, molecular function: signaling receptor activity.